AAAGAUUUAGUUCAUUACAAGCUGCAAGGUGCACGAUUUAGUUCAUGAUGUUGCUCAGUCCGUUUCACUUAUUAGGCAACAACAAAAUGUGUCUGAUGAUGUGAAAUUGUGGCACUCUCUAUUCUUAAAUUUGACCAGCUCCUUCCAUAUUGUAAUGGACUUCAAAGGUUUAAGUGUUCUUAAAUUUGGUGGUGCUGAUAUUAAAUCAUUGCCAGAUUCGAUUGGCAAGCUAAAUCAUUUGAGAUACUUUGAUAUCUCGAGAACUGACAUAGAGAGACUACCAAAGUCCAUUGCUCGGCUCCACCUUUUGGAGACAUUAAGAUUGUUGACGUGCUUCGGGCUCAAAGAACUCUCAGGAGGAAUGAAAAGUUUAGUCAACUUGAGGCAUUUAUACAUCAGUGUUGGACAUCAUGUUCCUGUUGAGAUAGGAUGCUUAACUAAUCUUCAGACUUUGCCAUUAUUUAAAGUUGGCAGAGAAAGGGGUAGAGGGGUUGGGGAAUUGGGAUUUUUAGUUGAAUUUGGAGGAGAAUUGGUCAUCGAUGAUCUUCAGAAUGUUAGAGACAAAGAAGAAGCUAGGGGAGCAAGAUUAUGGGAGAAAAAGAAAUUACACAAGUUGGAAUACCAUUGGGACCUUGAAAGGAUCCAACACUUGUGUUUCAUAUCGUUUCUCUUUUUUUCCUGGAAUAACAUGGUUCUUGUCUAG
Hibiscus syriacus is the source of this 703-nucleotide messenger RNA. Its product is annotated as putative disease resistance RPP13-like protein 1. The record is from RefSeq and is a predicted model, not a curated record. The transcript has 3 exons. NCBI's taxonomy places the organism in Eukaryota, Viridiplantae, Streptophyta, Magnoliopsida, Malvales, Malvaceae. The coding region runs from base 155 to 703 and encodes 182 amino acids.